AUGAUUUUAGCAAGAAUACCGGGCACUCUACCUAGCAACACCGAAGUGAACCCAAGGGAGCAAGUGCAAGCUAUCACUUUGAGAAGUGGUAAGGAGCUGUAUGAAGUGGAGAAUAAAGCAAGGGUUGAAAACAAGGUAGAUGCAACCCUUCAAACAGGAAAGAAGGAGGAAGAGCAAUUUGAACCGAAGAAGGAGAGACACCAACAGCCACAAGUACCCUUCCCGAAUAGGUUAAAGCAACACAAAUUGGAGAAAGAAUUCGGUAAGUUUCUUAAAGUGUUUAAAAGUUUACAUAUUAAUAUUCCGUUUGUUGAUGCUUUAGCCCAGAUGCCACACUAUGCAAAGUUCUUGAAGGAGAUAUUGGCAAACAAAAGGAGAUUGGGAGAUGUGGCUACAGUUGCUCUCAAUGAAGAAUGCUCAGCAAUCCUUCUCAACAAGCUGCCCCAAAAGCUUAUUGAUCUAGGGAGUUUCACUAUCCCUUUAACUAUAAGGAGUUUGAAAAUUGAAAAGGCAUUAUGUGAGGAGCUAGCAUAA
Nelumbo nucifera (sacred lotus) is the source of this 534-nucleotide messenger RNA. RefSeq lists its product as uncharacterized. The record is from RefSeq and is a predicted model, not a curated record. NCBI's taxonomy places the organism in Eukaryota, Viridiplantae, Streptophyta, Magnoliopsida, Proteales, Nelumbonaceae.